CCUCAUCAAAACAAUGUCUACAUCGUCACGACAGUCUACCCUCGAUUAUCUCAUUCCAUUGACUUCCAGGGGCAGCACUCGACGGGCUGGAACGGCAAGGCCCACCACCACGGCCACGAGUGUCGCCUCGCAGGACAUUGUCUGUGCUGUCAGUGAAUCACGGGGAGUAUCGUCCACCGUUGGACUUGCAUUCGUGAACUUGGCCACUGCCGAGGUGGUUCUGUGCCAGAUAUGUGACAGUCAAACUUACGUCAAAACCGUCACCAAGAUUGGCGUCUUCGAGCCAAAUGAGAUCUUAUUCAUGAAUACCGCCAAGGAGUCCAAGCUGCGCUAUAUCAUCGAAGAGAACCUACCCGAGCCAAUCUUCACAUUCGUGGAUCGCAGGUGCUGGUCUGAUAAAGCUGGUCAUGAGUACCUUGAUCGCCUUGCCUUCCCAGACGAGGUGGAUUCUCUCAAGGUGACGCUGGGUAGGAACUAUUUUGUUGCUUGUGCUUUGGGGGCUGUUCUCAAGUAUAUCGAGCUGGAGCUUCAGCGGGUUUUCGCCUCUCAUUCUCUCCGAAUCAAAUUUGAACCCUCGCAAGGCUCAAUGACCAUCGACCUGGCCACGAUCAUUUCCCUCGAACUCAUCCAAAAUCUCCACAAUGCCAAGUCUAAGGAUAGUUUGUAUGGUUUACUCAAUGAGACCAGGACGGCGAUGGGAGCCAGACUACUCCGGGUCAACAUUCUCCAGCCUUCCACUGAAAGGGUAAAAUUGACCGCGAGAUACAAUGCAGUGGAAGACCUGUCUACAAAGGAGGCAAUGUUCGUAUCCGUCCGUCAGUCCUUGAAAGGCUUCAUCGAUGCGGACAGAGUCUUGACUUCGAUCAUUCUCGUGCCUACCAAGCGAACCACCCAGUACAUUGAGCAGUCGGUCAAUCAUGUGAUCAUGCUCAAGACAUAUGUAUCGGCAAUCAAGAAGGUAUAUCAGGCACUAGGUGCGGCCCAAAGUGAGAUCCUGACCACUAUUCGAGAGCUGUGUCAUCCUUCAGGCCAUCGCGCCGUCGAAGAGCUGAUCCAGAAAACGCUGAAUGAAAACGUUACAUACCAAAGCAAGCCACUAGACCUCAGGAAUCAACGCAUCUAUUGUGUGAAGGCGGGCGUCAGUAGCCUUCUGGAUGUCGCGAGGCAAACUUACAAGGAAGCCAACGCUGAUGCAGCAGAAUUGGUUACUAAACUAGGAGAAAACCUCGAUAUGCCCUUGGAUCUCAAGUACGAUAUCGCCCGCCAAUACUACAUAUGCAUUCCAACGGGGAAUCCAGAGCCACUGCCGCACAUCUUCAUCAACGUCUACCGUAAAAAGAAUCGGAUCGAGUGCCAGACCUUGGAUUUGGUCAAGCUAAAUCAAAAAAUCACGGAUGCACACAAUGAAGUGAUCAGCAUGAGCGACCAGACCGUUCAAGGGCUCCUUCAUGAUGUGUGUGCUGAAGUUGCAGGACUCUUUCGAAUCAGCGAGGCAAUCGCAAUGCUGGAUAUGCUGUCAGCGUUUGCACAACUAGCAACAAGCCACGACUACAUCCGUCCUGAAUUAACGCCCACCCUGACUAUCAAAGCUGGGCGCCACCCAAUUCGAGAACGGAUUCAUUCAAGCAAAUUCAUUUCAAACGAUGCAUGUGCCACUCCACAAACUCGAUUCCAGAUCAUCACGGGAUGCAACAUGAGCGGCAAAUCUACCUACAUCCGAUGCCUCGCCCUGAUAACCGUGAUGGCGCAAAUUGGGUGUUUCGUACCAGCACAGUACGCUUCGUUCCCAAUUGUACACCAACUCUUCGCACGUGUAGCUACCAGCGAUGAUCUCGAUGCGAACGUCUCCACCUUCGCCGCAGAAAUGCGAGAGAUGGCAUUUAUCCUGCGCCAUGUCCAGCCACGAGCAAUGAUCCUAGUCGAUGAGCUCGGACGCGGCACCAGCACGACUGACGGCCUUGCAAUUGCCGUCGCACUGGCCGAGGCCCUUCUCGCCAGUAACGCCCUGGUAUGGUUUGUCACUCACUUUCAUGAUCUCGCACGCAUCCUCUCCGAGCGAAGCGGUGUCAUAAAUUUUCACCUUGCAGCCGAUAUCAGCCCUUACGCGAACAAGAUGACAAUGCUAUACCAGGUCGCCGAAGGACCCGUUCCAGUCCGUCGAUAUGGUCUUGAGCUAGCGAAGCUAGUCGAUCUCCCACCGGCUGUUUUAGAGGUUGCCAAAACCGUCUCCGAGUGCAUGGACAGGCUCACCCAGCGUCGGAACAGCACGUCGCGCGCCGUCGUCAUAGCCCGGAAGCGUAAGUUGCUUCUCACAUUGCGGGAAGAGCUUAUACUCGCUCGGAAUAGCACGAUGGAUAGCCCAUCUCUUCGGCAGCAUCUUGUAAAGCUUCAAAACGACUUUACAUUGCGCAUGGCUGCUAUCGAUCAGGAAGUCGAACUGUGGAGUGAUGCUGAUGAUGAGAUAAUGGAGGAACAAGAAGAGGGGGGGGGGCAAUGAUUCUCAGGUGGAUUCCACUGCUCCCACUUUCCGCGCAGACCGGGCAUCUGAGGGAGUUUCGACUCGAACACACUUGCCUUCAGAUUCACUACCGAUUGAAUCUGAUUCCGAGCCUGAAACUACUGGACAUGACAGCGUUUUUUUGGUGUAAGAGACUCGAGGAGAAUCGGGCCUGUCAGCCUUACAACGGGGACUCGUUAGAAAAGUAUACAUUUCGUCCAUUGUAUGACAUUGUUAUAUAGGAAAAGGGAGAAUAACCUGCGGCUGACGACUUGAUAUACCACAUCAUUAGAAGAUGACGACAGGCUUCUAGUUAUACCAGUACCUGAAUAAACAUUACUUCAAUAUUGGAGGAACGGAGACAUUCAAAGAAACCAGUUUCAAAGAGAGAAAUUUUUGCUAAUAUACUCAUUCGUCUAUUAAGAACGCUCACAAAAUAUCCGACCGGAAUUAGGGGUAUUCAAGACCAAUCAACCAAAGUGGAACAGGGUCUGCUUGCCCUUCUUCUUUUUUCCCUUCUUCCCAUCGCUAGGCUCGUCAUCAAAGUCAUCUGCUGGCUCGGCUGGAGACGCAAGACCAGAAGACGGAUUUGAUCCC
Penicillium brasilianum is the source of this 3094-nucleotide messenger RNA. The record is from the annotation of a GenBank genome assembly. NCBI's taxonomy places the organism in Eukaryota, Fungi, Ascomycota, Eurotiomycetes, Eurotiales, Aspergillaceae.